AUGAAGCGAUUCGGAUCGGUUCCUGCUUGCGAAACCAACGCCAACGCAUACGCCGGCAGUGCUGUCUCGAACGCAAAUGCCGGUGCUCCGGCAAACGCCAACGCGAAUGCCAACGUCGGCGCCGGCCGCGGUGGCAACGAUGGCCCCGUCCAGACGAGCGGUGGCGCGACUGCGACGGCCACUGCGACUGCGAACGCGAACGCUGGUCCGCGCAGCGCCCCGAACAGUGCAACUGGUGGCGCGGGCGCUACGUCUCAGAAGGCGUACCGUCAGCUUCGCUCGGAGUAA
Messenger RNA from Phytophthora sojae, 288 nucleotides. RefSeq lists its product as hypothetical. The coding region runs from base 1 to 288 and encodes 95 amino acids. The record is from RefSeq and is a predicted model, not a curated record. NCBI's taxonomy places the organism in Eukaryota, Oomycota, Peronosporomycetes, Peronosporales, Peronosporaceae. The transcript has 2 exons.